This is a messenger RNA of Oppiella nova, 729 nucleotides long. The record is from the annotation of a GenBank genome assembly. Lineage: Eukaryota; Metazoa; Arthropoda; Arachnida; Sarcoptiformes; Oppiidae.
GUCAUAAUCAAUUUAGAAAUACAAGUAACUCAGCUUGGCAUUAUUACAAUUGAUAUUUUAUGCCAACAUUUCAUUAAAUAUAAAUUAUUAUUCUAUCGAUAAUAUGGGAAAUUGUCUGCAAAUUGAUUGCAUUGACUGCGAGAAUGACAAGAAAAAUUCAACAAUCAAGAGGAAUUCCGUGUAUCGUCCCAUCUAUUACUUUAAGAUAUUAUUUGUCGGCGACCAAAAUGUUGGCAAAUCAUGUCUAUUGAGUCGACUGACCAACACAUGCGAUGACCCCAUAUCGCCCACAAUGGGAGUGGAUUUCGCCCGAAAGUCUAUGUAUAUCGACGAGUGUUUAGUGAAGUUUCACUUUUGGGAUCCGUCUGGCGAUCAAAAGUUUAGAAAUCUUUUGCCCAAUUAUUUCCAAGGAAUAAAUGCGGUUCUGUUUAUGUAUGAUAUUUGUGAUGAACAGAGUUUCGUAUCAUUGAAUGACAGCUGGUGUCCCAUAAUCCGGGCAAAUGCCAGACCGCAGCCACUGCUCAAACUGAUUGUCGCUAAUAAAUCAGACCUGUCUUCAAAUCGUGUCAUUAGUGUCUCUAAAGGAAUACAAUUCGCAAAUCAGACCAACUCUUUGUUUAUGGAGGUGUCGGCCAAAAGCGGGCAUAACGUCGAUAAUCUUCUCUUCAUUAUUGGACAACAAUUGAUUGCAAUUCAAAAUCAAUUAUCACAGCAAUGAUACAAUUGUGC